This is a messenger RNA of Panicum virgatum (switchgrass), 1287 nucleotides long. RefSeq lists its product as uncharacterized. Gene Ontology annotation, molecular function: nucleic acid binding. Lineage: Eukaryota; Viridiplantae; Streptophyta; Magnoliopsida; Poales; Poaceae. The record is from RefSeq and is a predicted model, not a curated record. Bases 1 to 1287 code for a protein of 428 amino acids. The transcript is spliced from 2 exons.
AUGGAGGCAUACUGCAACGCAGUACGUCGCCUCAAAGACAAGUUCGAUGGCCUCGAGCUCAACCACAUCGCGCGCAAGUACAAUGAGGAAGUAGACGAACUGACCAAGAUUGCAUCCGGACGGACCACUGUUCCUCCGAACGUCUUCGCCCGCGACCUCGCCAAACCAUCCGUCGAUUUCAAGGACCCAGCAGGAGCUAGCGCCACGACCGCCAAGCCCUCGGUGGUUACAGCCAUAGAGCCCUUGGCCGAGGACCCCUUGGCAGAGGAGUCCGAGGCCAUGGAGACGGAGACCGAGAUCUCCUCGGCGGACGAGGCUGGGGCAAUGCAGAUUGACGAGGCCCCGUCUUCUCAGGACUGGCGUGACCAGUAUCUCAACAGGAUAAACCGAGGGGUUCUACCCUCGGAUCGCGCUCAGGCGCGGCGCAUCGCCAGGCGGGCCAAGUCUUUCAUCCUGAUCGAUGAUGAGCUGUACAAACGCAGUCCCUCGGGCGUUCUGCAACACUGCAUUCCCAUUCUCGAGGGCAAGGAGCUACUCAGAGACAUCCACACCGGGGUGUGUGGCCACCAUGCGGCGCCACGCACCCUCGUUGGCAAUGCGUUCAGGCAGGGUUUCUACAGGCCCACAGCAGUUGCCGAUGCCACAGAGAUCAUGCGGACCUGCGAGGGUUGCCAGUUCUACGCCCGAAAGACGCAUCUCCCGACUCACGCUCUGCAAACCAUCCCCAUCACAUGGCCUUUCGCCGUGUGGGGACUGGACCUCUUCACAGGAAAGAAGUUCUUGGAGUUCUGCGAUGACUUCCACAUACGCGUGGACUGGUCGGCUGUGGCACAUCCACAAACGAACGGCCAAAUAGAGCGUGCCAAUGGCAUGAUCCUACAGGGCCUCAAGCCAAGAAUCUUCAACAAGUUGAACAAGUUUGGCCGAAGAUGGCUCAUGGAGCUACCUUCGGUCAUCUGGAGCCUAAGAACAACCCCGAGCAGAGCUACUGGCUUCACCCUUUUCUUCCUCGUCUAUGGCGUCGAGGCCGUCCUCCCCACUGACUUGGAGUACGGGUCGCCAAGGCUCAAGGCUUACCAACAACACCAGAACCAGCAAGCAAGCGAGGACUCACUGGAUCAGGUGGACGAGGCUCAAGACGUGGCGCUUCUACACUUGGCACGGUACCAGCAGUCCCAGCGACGAUACCAGGCACAAAGGGUUCGACACCGAGACCUCAACAAGGGAGAUCUGGUGCUGAGGCUUCGGCAAGACAGCCGAGGGCGCCACAAGCUCACACCGCCAUAG